This is a messenger RNA of Meloidogyne enterolobii, 737 nucleotides long. The record is from the annotation of a GenBank genome assembly. NCBI's taxonomy places the organism in Eukaryota, Metazoa, Nematoda, Chromadorea, Rhabditida, Meloidogynidae.
GAAUGUUCAGAAAACCUAAAAUUAAAGCAAAUUUGAGAAAGAAAACGUUGGAAGAAGAUUUUAAUUUAACCAGCAUUGAGGAUGAACAAAAGGAAAUUGAAUCCAGAAUUCGAGAUAUUCAAGAAGCACAAAGAGUAAGACAACGCCGCAAUGGAAUGGAUGCAGUUGAAUGUGCUGUAGGUAGAGAAUUGGCUAAAGAAUUUGCAAGAUUGGAUGAGGAUCCGUUUAGAAUGAGUGGAGGUGCAAUGCUUCGAUUGACUGAUACUCAAAGAGCAGCCUUAAAUGCAGCAGAUAUUGAAGCUGAUAUAAAAGAACAAUUUAAAAAAGAAACACUUUUACGUGAUGAACAUGAAGAAAUGCGUAGAUAUGUUGAAGCGAGGUUAAAACGUCAAAAUACUUUGGAUGAUACAGAUGAUAGUAAUAAUAAACGAGCAAAACUUUUGUCUCCAGAAGAGGAAAUUUUAUUUAAGGCAGCUGAACGUGUAAAAAAUUGUUCGAGUACAAAAAAAGAAGAGCUUUUAUCUAAUCAAAUGCUUGUUGGAAUACCAGAAGUUGAUUUGGGAAUAGAAGUUCGUAUGAGUAAUAUUGUGGCAACAGAACAAAAGAAAGCUGAAUUACUCAAAAAGGGAAUAAUACCCCGUCCAGUGGCGGAUAGUUGGAAAACAUGAAGAUAAACGUAUAAAAUACUUCUAUUACCUAUAUUUUGUAAUUUAAAAUGUUCAAAUAAAUCACUUCCC